CAUCACUGCGCUGUAAAAACUAGCAGACGACACAGCCGACUCAAAUUUACAUGCUUUUUAAUUAUUUGCGGUUUUAAUUUUAGUAACAAUGUGUUUUAAGUAAACAAGUAUGAAAUACUUUUUGUACAUAAAAAAACUGAUUUUGUAUAAUAAUGUCUUUACAGAAAGUAGAUUUACAUCGUACAAAUGUUCCAAAAAAUGCUGUGCUUUUAAGUGAAGAUGAUGCUAUUGAUUAUCAAUGGAAAUUAUUAAGGAACUGGCCGAUAAAAUCAGAAGUAUGGGCUUUCAAAUAUGGUAUUAGCAGUUUAAUAGGUGCAGCUGGUUUUACAGGUUUAUAUAUUGGCAGAUACUAUAGAAGAAAAUUAAAAUUACAACAUUAUGGAUAUAUAACAACAUUGUUAAGUACAGUUGUUUCUGCUAGUUUUGGAGCAGGUUUUCUUCACGUGGAGUUUGUCAUGUCAGAUGUUCUACUUGAAAAAACUCCGUGUCCUGUUUGUGUACAAACGAGAGCAUCUUUACUGCAAAUCUCAUCAGGAGUAAUUUAUCCUCUAAUUAUAUCUCCCAUUCUUUCUGCAAUGAUAGCAGUAAGAAUUGGAGUAAGAAUGCCCUACUAUACAGAAUGGCGAGAACUUGCGAAACUGUGGUCAAAAGUAACUAAACCAUUGGCUGGUCGGAUUCUUCUUCUAAUUGCUUUUCAUGGUUUAAUGGCUACCGGUGUAACAUAUUACGAAGCCCAACAAGUGUAUAAUAUACAAGAAAAACUGUUAAUUGCCGAAAAAGAUUCUCCAAAUAGAAACAAAUAAUUUAUAAUAGUUUUAAUAAAGUUGUUUUUAUGUACA
Messenger RNA from Leptopilina heterotoma, 839 nucleotides. RefSeq lists its product as uncharacterized. Gene Ontology annotation, cellular component: mitochondrion. The coding region runs from base 153 to 803 and encodes 216 amino acids. The transcript has 4 exons. The record is from RefSeq and is a predicted model, not a curated record. Gene Ontology annotation, biological process: mitochondrial respiratory chain complex I assembly. Lineage: Eukaryota; Metazoa; Arthropoda; Insecta; Hymenoptera; Figitidae.